CGUUUUUCCCAGCAAACUUACGAAAGUGUAAACAUCAGUUUACACUUUGAUGAAUGUUAUAUUUAGUAUUUGUUUAAUACAUUUGGCUGCUGAGUUAAUAUCAGCUGAAUUGUACUGUUAUUCUUGUACAAGUGCUCAAUCAGGUUGUGGUGAUCCAAUUGAUGUAAGAUUAAUUCACUGGAAGAAAUGUUCUGGUCGAGCAUUGAUUGAAAAUUAUUGUGUAAAAUUAAUUGAAAAAGUUCAAGAUCAAACUACUGUAACUCGUGGUUGUUUAAGUGAUUUAAUAAUGAAUACACAAUAUCGUUUAGAUAUGCCACAACUUCGUCGUCAUGGUUACUGUGUUAAUUCUCGUGAUUAUCAACAUUAUUUAUUAAAAGUUUUAAAGGGGAAAACUUUAGUUGAAACUGCUAUGGGAUUAUUUAGUGAUGAGAAUAUGGAUUUUAAACGUUUUUGUUAUUGUAAUGAUUUUAAUGGUUGUAAUCAUGUAAAUAAUUUAAAAGUUUCAACAAUUUUAAUUUCUUUUAUUAUAAUAUUGACACUUAUAUGGAUUCAUUGAAAUAUUUUUAUUUCCAUUACCUAUUUUUUAUCGUUUUCAUUCUAACACUACUUUUAAACUUAUAAGUAGUUAAAGUAUUUUAACUAAAAAUAUUCUGAUUCUGAUUCCUUUAGAAUGUAUAUAAUCGUAAGUAAAUGUUUGGAACUGUUAAUUUAUAACGUUUGAUAAUAUUUUGUAAACUAUAAAAGAAAAAUUUGUUUACAAUAGAAAAG
Schistosoma curassoni is the source of this 768-nucleotide messenger RNA. Lineage: Eukaryota; Metazoa; Platyhelminthes; Trematoda; Strigeidida; Schistosomatidae. The record is from the annotation of a GenBank genome assembly.